Colossoma macropomum (tambaqui) is the source of this 2437-nucleotide messenger RNA. RefSeq lists its product as uncharacterized. Bases 173 to 1762 code for a protein of 529 amino acids. Lineage: Eukaryota; Metazoa; Chordata; Actinopteri; Characiformes; Serrasalmidae. Gene Ontology annotation, molecular function: aspartic endopeptidase activity, intramembrane cleaving. The record is from RefSeq and is a predicted model, not a curated record. Gene Ontology annotation, cellular component: cytoplasmic side of endoplasmic reticulum membrane; lumenal side of endoplasmic reticulum membrane; Golgi-associated vesicle membrane. Gene Ontology annotation, biological process: membrane protein proteolysis. The transcript is spliced from 17 exons.
UGGAGCUCAUGUGAUGGAGGCGCUGCUGAGGAGGAACUGGACUCAACUCAGCUGAACACAGCCAGUCAUAACAUGCCAGCACUCGCAGCUAAAUAGAAACUAAACGCGCUGUGAGACUCCUGAUAACGCUGGGUUUCUGUACUCUACACUUUUAAACCCAGAUGGUAGCGACAUGGCAGCAAAAAUAUGGAUAAUCCUGGCCGCGGUUCUGCUUUGCUACAAGGGCGAAUGCCAAGAGGCGGUUCUGCACGUUUCUAAUGGAGCUCUUCAUAAGGAUUACUGUCUUGUGUACAAUUCAUCGUGGUCCAACAUCUCCGACUCUCUCAGCGAUGCUGUGAAGUACGAGCUGGUGAAUCUGACCUCCAGCCUGCUGUGUAAUGAGGGGGAGGUGAGGCCUCAGAAGGGAAAGGCCCUGGCCGUAAUGAGAGGAACGUGCGCUUUCAGUCAGAAAGCUGAAGUGGCUCAGAAACUCGGAGCGGCUGUCCUGCUCAUCACCAGCGAGGAAGACAUGCCAACGCCAUCAGCCAAUGAUUCAGAAUAUGGGAAAGUGAAGAUUCCACUGGCCUUGAUGAGAUACAGCGACUUCCUUGAUGCCCAAAAGGUGUUUCCAGAUAAGAUGGAGGUGCAGCUGUUUGCUCCGCCCAUUCCUCCGUUUGAUGUGAGCAUCAUCGUCAUGCUCGCCCUUGCGGUGUUCACUGUCGGCAUGGGCGGCUUCUGGAGCGGAGCCAUGGAGAGGGCGAAGCAGAACACUGGGCUGGCUCUGUCUGGAGGUGAGGAGAGAGGUGAUAGCGGUGAUGUGACACUGUACUCUCCGCUGAAGGUGCUGCUGUUCGUGGUGCUAAUGUGCGGGAUGCUUGUGCUCAUGUAUUUUUUCUACAAGUGGCUUGUGUAUGUGAUCAUCGUGAUCUUCUGCCUGGCCUCGGCUUCAGCGCUCUACAGCUGCCUCGACGCCCUUGCAAACGCAGUGGGAUGCAGCAAACUCAAUGUGUUGUGUGGAGAAAGGAGCUGCUCGGUGCGUUCGCUGCUGCUGGCGGCUGUGUGUAUCACUCUUGCAGUGGUGUGGGGUGUGUACCGCAACGAGGACAGGUGGAUCUGGAUCCUGCAGGAUCUGCUGGGUGUAGCUUUCUGUCUGCACUUCAUGAAGACCAUCACACUCUCCAACUACAAGAUCUGUGUAUUCCUGCUCAGCCUCCUGCUGAUUUACGAUGUUUUCUUCGUCUUCAUCACACCAUUCCUCACACCUAAUGGAGAGAGCAUCAUGGUGCAGGUAGCACUUGGUCCGGGUGCACGAGGAGAGAAGGGCGGUGGUAGUGAGAUUCCGGCCGACCCCUCACCAUCCUACGAGAAAUUGCCAGUGGUGAUGCGCGUCCCGCGGUUCUCGGCCUGGGCACAGAACCUGUGUGUGAUGCAGUUCUCCAUCCUUGGCUAUGGUGACAUCAUCGUUCCAGGCCUGUUGGUGGCGUACUGCCACAGAUUUGAUGUUUGGAUCGGUUCCAACAGGAUCUACUUCAUCUCCUGCACCAUCGCAUACUGUGUAGGUCUGGCAGUGACAUUUGUGGUGAUGCUGUUGUCCAGAAUGGGUCAGCCAGCUCUGCUGUAUCUGGUGCCGUUCACUCUGAUCACCAGUGCUGUUGUCGCUUUGAGCCGCAAAGAGUUCAGACAGUUCUGGGCUGGGACCACGUACCAGGUGUUGGACUCGUCCCGGGAGCCUUUAUUACCAGAUGGAGAGGCUGCAUAUCCCGGGGCAGUGAAGAAAUGCUGAUUUUUGGAUCUUUCUUUGUUUUUUAUUUUUUAAGAAUCUGACAGAGGGAGUGAUGGACCGCCAUUUAUUCAUGAAGAUUUGAGGGAAGCCUUUAAAGCGAAAAUUAUACUCAGCCACCCCAACACUGGAGCUAUGAGGCUAAUGUGGCUAACAAGUAAUGAAAGCUUAUACCCCACCAAUUAGCACGUCGCCAACUGUGUAUAAGCCUCCAUUACCAAUUAGCUAGCAAAUUAUCGCUUUAUUGUUGAGGCUUCUGAGUGUGUGUGUGUGUGUGUGAGGGUUAAUCACCGGAGCAGCAGGUGUGUGUGUGUGUGAGUUUGCUUAAACUGAUGAAGGGUGACACUUGAGCUGCUCCUGAUUAAUAAUGAUGAAACUGAUAUUAAUAAUGAAAUUUAUAAUAAUGAGCACUUUAUUUUCAGAGUAACUCCUCAAGCAUGUUUUUAGGGGCAUUCUGACACAUAGGAGUUUACUGUACAGCAAGGUGAUCUCCAUAAAAGCCUUAAUUUCUCACAAGAUCAGCCCAAAGUCACUUAUUUCCUUUUUAGAUGAUCAUUUUGAGCCAUGAUAUUUCUGUAUUUGUAACAUUUGACACAAUCACUUUUUCAUCAACGGUUCUGUUCUUUAAAUGUCUUUAAUUAAAAGUGGAGAAAAUUAAAAUUGAAUUUUAUCUUUGAA